Messenger RNA from Penaeus indicus, 567 nucleotides. Its product is annotated as protein FAM98B-like. Lineage: Eukaryota; Metazoa; Arthropoda; Malacostraca; Decapoda; Penaeidae. The record is from RefSeq and is a predicted model, not a curated record. The transcript has 2 exons. The coding region runs from base 1 to 567 and encodes 188 amino acids.
AUGCAGUCCCGGGCAAUCAACGUUCCCGAGCCAACAGUGGAGACCAACAUCGUGCUCAUCCGAACGCCCGAAGGAUUGCAGGGACCUGAUCCUGUGGUCGUGCCUCCUCCGAGACAGCAGCACGUGGUGUACGUGCUCAACAAGCAGUCUGAACACGACCAGAGGGUGAUCGAGGUGACAGCACCACCGCCAUCCGAUCCUGAAGUUUACUUUGUGAACUACGCUGAAGGCGAGAACCCAACUCUUCCUAGCGGAGUGGAUCUACAGAGCGCUCUGGGUGCUGCUACUCAAGGCGGCGGUCAGGUGAUCGGCGACAGCGGCUCUGGUGUCGGGGGAGUCGUAGGCGGUGGUAUUAGUGGCGGUAUCGGAGGUGGCAGCGGCGGAAGCAUUAGUUUGGGAGGAGACGGAGGAUUCGGAGGCAGCAGUGGCUUCAGCAGCUUCGGAGGAAACAGUGGAUUUGGAGGCAGUUUUGGAUCCGGAAGUGGAUUCGGUGGUUCGGGAGGCGGCAGCAUCAGUGGAAGCUACACUCCACCAACCCAGCCCUCAAACCUGUACACUUCACCAUAA